This is a messenger RNA of Mustela erminea (ermine), 702 nucleotides long. RefSeq names its product olfactory receptor 4M1. Gene Ontology annotation, molecular function: G protein-coupled receptor activity; olfactory receptor activity. Gene Ontology annotation, cellular component: membrane. Gene Ontology annotation, biological process: G protein-coupled receptor signaling pathway. The record is from RefSeq and is a predicted model, not a curated record. Bases 1 to 702 code for a protein of 233 amino acids. Lineage: Eukaryota; Metazoa; Chordata; Mammalia; Carnivora; Mustelidae. The transcript has a single exon.
AUGCUUGUAGACUUCUUUGUGGAAAGGAAAAGAAUUUCCUUUGGUGGGUGCAUUACACAGCUCUUCUUCUUGCACUUCGUUGGGGCCUCCGAGAUGUUCCUGCUCACAGUAAUGGCCUUUGACCGCUAUGCUGCUAUCUGCCGCCCUCUCCACUAUGCUACCAUCAUGAAUCGACGUCUCUGCUGUAUCCUGGUGGCUCUCUCCUGGCUGGGGGGAUUUAUUCAUUCUAUAAUACAAGUAGCUCUCAUUGUUCGACUUCCCUUCUGUGGGCCCAAUGAGUUAGACAGUUACUUCUGUGACAUCACGCAGGUAGUCCGUAUCGCCUGUACCAAUACCUUCCCAGAGGAGUUAGUGAUGAUUUUUAGCAGUGGUCUAAUCUCUGUGGUAUGUUUCAUUGCUCUCCUAAUGUCCUAUGCCUUCCUCCUGGCAAUGCUGAAGAAACACUCAGGCUCAGGUGAGAGUACCAGCCGAGCCAUGUCCACCUGCUAUUCCCACAUCACCAUUGUGGUGUUUAUGUUUGGGCCUUCCAUCUACAUUUAUGCUCGACCCUUUGACUCUUUUUCCCUAGAUAAGGUGGUGUCUGUGUUCCAUACUGUGAUAUUCCCUUUACUUAAUCCCAUUAUCUACACCUUGAGAAAUAAGGAAGUAAAGACAGCCAUGAGGAAGUUGGUCAACAGAUAUAUUUUAUGCAAAGAGAAUUGA